Symbiodinium sp. CCMP2456 is the source of this 1119-nucleotide messenger RNA. Lineage: Eukaryota; Dinophyceae; Suessiales; Symbiodiniaceae. The record is from the annotation of a GenBank genome assembly.
GACACGUUUGGCCCCACCACCGAUGCAUGUGCUAUACGACAUCCACCGCCGCUGGGCUUCCUGCGAGUGCGCUUGGAGGGUGUCAGCUCCACCUCUGCGCUGCCCGGUUCCCUGUACCUCGAGGCGAUGAUCGGCUGCAGCUCCUGGAAGAGUUCAAUCAGCCGGGCUCGGCCUGACCCCAACCACGCGGAGUGGCCGGACGAUGCUGCCGAGGACUUCGCUGUGCACUCCCAAGACCAGUCCAUCCGGUUACGGCUCUACUCCAGUGGCAGCUUCGGAGCAGUCCUGCUGGGAACUGCGCGGGUCUUCAUCCACGACCUCGAAGCUGGCCGGGUAGAGGUGCCCCUCGUGGAUGCCGGGACGGAGGACACAGCUGAGACACGCUCCGUUGAGUUAGAGCUCCUUUGGUCUCCGCUAAAGGAGGAGCCACCGGCCAAAGCUUUUGCCCGUGGCUCCCUUCAUCUCCGCCCCGCGCCUGCAGAGAAGUUCCUCCUCGCGUCCAUCCACGUGCACAGGGUGUCAAAUGUCCUUUCGGAGAGGAAGCACAAAGUCCACGUGAGACUCGGCGCGGAGGACCAGUUCACAGAGGUCGGGGAGGCCCCGCCUGAGCUGGUCCAUCAGAUUGCAGACGAUGUGCUUCUGGAGCUCGCUCGGAAACUGUGUGGGAAGCUGCCACUGGCGGACUUCUCGGAUGUCCUCGGGGUCCCCGUGGACCACGCUCGAGACUUUGCUCGGGAGGUGGAGCGCCGUCGCCGUAGCGGUGAGCUGGCCACACCCGGCCUGCAAGGCUGGGAUCGCAGUUGGUGCGAGCGCGCGCGCCAAGCUGCGCAGGACCGAGCGGCGAUCAGGAACCCACAUUUCGACCACGUUUGCCAUCUGCGAGCUAAGCCGACAGACCAACUGAUGAUCGAGCUUGUGGGAGAGGAUGGGUCCAGCACAGCGCGAUUCGAGGCAAACCUGGAUGCUGUGGUCCAAGGAGGCGGCUUUGCGGAGGGCCCCUUUCCACUCCGAUCCUCCGAUGGGGCGGAGUGCACACUCCACGGACACAUCCGGCUCAGGCGUUUGGAGGCUCAAGUUCGCCGCGACCGGGUGCAGGACAGGUUCAGUCAGAGAUGCUAA